Molecule: messenger RNA, 1681 nt
Organism: Mytilus trossulus (common blue mussel)
Lineage: Eukaryota; Metazoa; Mollusca; Bivalvia; Mytilida; Mytilidae
Product: lithocholate 6-beta-hydroxylase-like
Exons: 14
Coding region: 61-1584 (507 amino acids)
Molecular function (GO): oxidoreductase activity, acting on paired donors, with incorporation or reduction of molecular oxygen; iron ion binding; steroid hydroxylase activity
Source: RefSeq, a predicted model, not a curated record
AUACAACACUGUAGAGGUCCAGUUGAAUACCACACCGUAGACAUCUAGUUGAUCAUAAUAAUGGAGAUUUUGAGUUUAAUUAACAUACCAUAUUGGAUUUUAACAAUAAGUUUAAUAUGCCUGUCUCUGUAUCUUUACACGGUAUGGCGACAUGGUAUUUGGAAACGAUUAGGAAUUCCUGGACCUAAGCCCUAUCCAUUUUUAGGACUGCUAAAACAGCUCCCGAUUGAUGGAUUUGCAGCAACUGAUUUCAACCUCAUACAGAAAUACGGAAAGGUUGUAGGGGUAUACCAAGGAACCAGACCAACUUUACUGAUAUCAGAUCCAGAUAUAGUCCGAGAUUUAUUUAUAAAGGACUUUUCAAACUUUACCAAUCGUCCAGACGUCAUUAAACCAGACAAAUUUACCUCGCACAGUAUGACAGUGGCUCGAGAUGACUAUUGGAAAUUCUUGAGGACUAAAAUAUCUCCAACGUUUACAACAGGAAAGCUGAGAAACAUGACCCCACUAAUCCAGCGGUGCUGUGAUGACUUGGUGGAUAAUAUUAAGAAGCAAUCUGAAGGGGAUUCUGUUAUUGACAUGAAAGAGAUAGCCAGUGGCUUUACAAUGGACGUGAUUUGUAGUACAGCCUUUGGUAUGCAGGUGAAUUCACAGACGGAAAAAGACAACCAGUUUGUUAGUUAUGCUAGGAGAGCAAUGAGGACUCAAGUUAAAGCCAUCUUUUUCCUGAUAUGUAUGACAUUUCCAUUCAUGAAGAGCAUUAUGACGGCACUAUUUGAAACACCACAAUUUGGUGGAACAGAACAUUUCUUCAAGAAAGUGGUUUCUGAUAUUUUGAAAGACCGAAACAGUUCGAAUAUUCAUCGAGAUUUCAUUCAAAUUGUAACUGAAGAUUCAUCAACUAACGACAAUUCAGAAGAUACCGAAGCUCCUCAAGGUUCAUCAAAAUUUCACAGCAGAGCGUUAACAGAAGAUGAGAUAGCUGUCAAUUCUCUGAUAUUUUUCUCCGCUGGAUUCGAUACAACAUCCAUAGCUGUUUCAUUUUCUUCCUACUGCCUGGCAAGGUACCCAGACAUACAGGACAAACUCAUACAGGAAAUAGAUAAAACUCUUGGAAAGGAAAUUCCAACACAUGAUAUUGUAAUGAAAAUGGAGUAUCUGGACUUGUUUGUGUCUGAGGUCCUGAGACUUUACGCACCAUCAACUAGGUUUUUCAGAGAGGCAAGGGAGGAUGUGUCUAUAAACGGUUGGUUAAUUCCAAAAGACGCUGAUGUAACAGUGUGUGUAUAUGCGUUACACAGAGAUCCUGAAUACUGGCCCGAGCCAGAAACAUUUGACCCCGAAAGGUUUACAGAAGAAAACAAGGCAAAGCGGCAUCCUUAUGCAUACCUUCCAUUUGGUAUUGGACCACGUAUUUGUGUAGGAAUGAGACUAGCCUUGCUUGAAACAAAAAUGGCAAUUGUUUAUAUGUUACAGAACUUCAAGUUUGUGACUUGUGAUGAAACAGAGAUUCCUGUUAUCUUUGAGAAAGGAUUUCUUCUUAGGGCAGAGAAUGGAAUAAAACUAAAAGUAACACAACGUUAGUGCAUCCACGAGGCUUGCAUGGUAAAUAGAAAAAGCUAACGUUAUCACUUCGUCAGCUAGGAUUAAAAUUCGGAGGAUCAGUACAAUGAAAGUUUCG